AUGUUACCUUACUAUAACUUCACAGAUGCUAUAGAUUGUAAAACUCCAUGCUUGAAGAAUUGCUCUUGCAAAGCUUAUGCCUAUGGAACAGGCAUUGGCUGUAUGGUUUGGAAUGUAGAUUUAGUUGACAUAAUAAGCAACUCACCAGGAGGGGUGGAUCUUUACUUACGUCUUGCCUCCUCAGAACUAGUUAGAAAAAGAAGUCUAAGUGAAUUUUGCUCUCGUCUUAGAUACAGGACCUACAGGUACAAGCAAGAGGAAUAUGACGACAACAAUUCUAAUAUCAGUUCUGGCAGGAACUAUUCUCGUUACAGCAUCUGGAUUUUUCUUAUGCAAAAAAGGGUCAAAGCUAAAAGAAAGUUGGCAACUGCAACAAACGACUUUGACAAGGCAAAUAAACUUGGGCAGGGUGGUUUUGGUCCAGUAUAUAAGGGGAAAUUCAAAGAUGGACAAGAAAUAGCAGUAAAAAGAUUGUCAAGAUCAUCUGGACAGGGUGUUGAAGAAUUUAUUAAUGAAGUAGAGUUGAUUUCUAAUCUUCAACAUGAAAACCUUGGUAAACUUCUUGGUUGUUGCAUUGAAGAAGAAGAAAUGCUAGUUUGUGAGUAUUUACCAAACAAGAGUCUAAAUACAUAUAUCUUUGAUCCAUUGCAACAAAAAUGCUUGGGAUGGGAAAAACGCUUCAACAUUAUUGAGGGAAUAGUGAGAGGAUUACUUUAUCUUCAUAGAGAUUCAAGAUCAAGAAUUGUACAUAGAGAUUUGAAGGCAAGUAAUAUAUUAUUAGAUGAAGGGAUAAAUCCAAAAAUAUCAUAUUUUGGAAUGGCUAAACUUGUUAAAGAUGGUCAAGAUCAGGCACAUAUAGAAAGAAUUGUUGGAACGUUUGGCUAUAUUUCUCUUGAAAGUGCAACUGAAGGACUCUAUUCAAAAAAAUCAAAUGUUUUUAGCUUUGGUGUUCUAUUAUUAGAGAUUAUUAGCAGAAAAAAAAACACUAGCUUUUAUGAAGACACAGAAUCUUUUACACUUUUAGGCUUCUUCAGACCAACAAAGGAUAGUGAAAAUGUAAGUAAAGAGGAGAAAGAUGAGGAAGAAGAAUUUGAGUCAGUCGAGGAAAAAGUUGUCAAAGGAAAUGAAUUAGAGGAAGAGGAAAUUGAAGAAGAAGGAACUAAAUCGGAAGAUGAUAGAAAUCAAGAAGAAGAACAAGAAACUCAAUCAGAAAAGGAGAUGGGUGGAGAAGAAAAUAAAAGAAAAGAAGAGGACAAAGAGCAAGAAGAGGACAAAGAAGAUGAAGAAGAAAAUAAAAGAGAAGAAGAGGAUCCAGAGGACAACCAAGGAGAAGGGGAAAAAUAUGUGAGGAAAUCAACAAGGGUGAUAAGUAAGGGUAAGGCUCUUAGGUCUCUAUUUCUGGAAAUUAAAAGUAAGCCCGAGAAAAAGAGAACAAUUGAUGACAAGCAAGCUUUAUUUGACAUGUGUACAGCAAUGUGUAAUGAAAAGGAGCAAAAGCAAUACUUUAUAUUGAUGUAUGGAUACUUCCUAACCCAUGAUCACUGGUUUUGUUAUGUUUUGGAGAUAAAGACCAUGACCUUCUACGCCCUUGAUUCAUUGAUGAACUAUUUCUAUACAAUGCUGUGUGCUGUGAAGCCAGAAUUGCUUGCCAAUGAGGACAAAAUUGACAAUGAAGUGAAAUGGGCAAGAGUUUAUGUGCAGAAUGAUGUGUGA
Molecule: messenger RNA, 1713 nt
Organism: Neltuma alba
Lineage: Eukaryota; Viridiplantae; Streptophyta; Magnoliopsida; Fabales; Fabaceae
Product: G-type lectin S-receptor-like serine/threonine-protein kinase At1g11330
Exons: 10
Coding region: 1-1713 (570 amino acids)
Biological process (GO): protein phosphorylation
Cellular component (GO): plasma membrane
Molecular function (GO): protein serine/threonine kinase activity; ATP binding
Source: RefSeq, a predicted model, not a curated record